Brugia malayi is the source of this 819-nucleotide messenger RNA. RefSeq names its product Isy1-like splicing family protein (gene Bma-isy-1). Gene Ontology annotation, biological process: generation of catalytic spliceosome for second transesterification step; mRNA 3'-splice site recognition. NCBI's taxonomy places the organism in Eukaryota, Metazoa, Nematoda, Chromadorea, Rhabditida, Onchocercidae. The record is from RefSeq and is a predicted model, not a curated record. Gene Ontology annotation, cellular component: Prp19 complex; post-spliceosomal complex; catalytic step 2 spliceosome. The transcript is spliced from 6 exons. Bases 1 to 819 code for a protein of 272 amino acids.
AUGGCUCGAAAUGCAGAGAAGGCAAUGACCGCUUUAGCGAGAUGGCGGCGGAUGAAAGAAGAAGAGGAGAAAGGCCCGGUUGCGAAACGACCGAGCGAUGUGAAUGAAUGCACCACGCUAAAUGAUGCAGAAAGAUACAGAAAGCAAGUAACGAUGGAAAUUGCCAAAAAAAUAGCGCUAAUACAAAAUCCAGGCUUGGGUGAAUUUAAAAUUCGAGAUUUGAAUGACGAAAUAAAUAAAUUGUUGCGAGUUAAAUACGCUUGGGAAACAAGGAUUAAGGAACUUGGAGGCCAGGAUUAUAGGAAGAUAGCUCCCAGAGAGCUGGAUCGAGAGGGACGUGAAGUAGCCGGUGGUAAGGGCUACAAAUAUUUUGGAGCUGCGAAAGAUUUGCCUGGUGUUCGGGAGCUUUUCGAAAAAGUUGGCAUCGAUGAAUCACGGAAAAAUCGCAUGGAAUUAAUCAAAUUUUUGGAUGCAGAUUAUUAUGGCUAUAUGGAUGAUGACGAUGGUUUAUUGGUACCGCUGGAAAUGGAUGCUGAAAUUAAAGCUCGUUCACAAAUUCAAAAGGACUGGGAAGAAAAUAAAGAUGUUUUGAAAGCAAAGAAGGCAUUCGAUGAUGAUGUGGAUAUAUACAAAAUUGAUGAUGACUCUGAUGAGGAAGACAUCGGCUCGAAACAAUCUGUUCUAAUAGGUGAUGAUGGGAAGAAAACGUUCAUCCAACAUGUUGUUGUGCCGUCACAAAAAGAAAUCGAGAAUCUAAUUUUGGAAAGGAAGAAAGCACAACUUUUUGAAAAAUAUGUUGGAAACUCCUCAAGUUUGUAA